CCGCACUGCCAACAAAAUUAUAAGUAGUUGCUUCAGCUUGCUUGGGAACAUCUGGAGUUUGGAGGAUGAUAUAUAGUAGUAGGUCUCUGUAGCAAUUUUAGAGACGUUGAAAGCCAGAUUGAGUUACUGGUCUUAGCAGUUAUAUAGCUCCUAGGAUCUUAUGUCUAUGGAAAGGGAUUAAUCCUUCCUUUCUGCAGACUUGACGCUGCCACCCAGUGAAAUAUUUUUGUGAGCUUGUCUGUAAUUUGGUGAAUCUUUACUUAUCACCAGAGAUAAGUAAGCGGUUGUGACUAUUUUUUGAAAUCUAGCAUAGCACUAGGCAGCAACUUGCAAGAUAUCUUUUCCUGCAUAAAACCACAGAGAAUUGGAAUUCUUAAAGACGACUUGAGAAAAUUGGCUCCUUCAUCCAGAAUGAUAACCUGUGGACCAGCCUUCUCCUUCGCUCGGAGCCUCUUGCGGAGAAAAAUCGUCACUGUGGACAGCCUUGAAGAUAGCAAAUUAUGCCGCUGUUUAUCCACCAUGGACCUUAUUGCCCUGGGAGUAGGAAGCACUCUCGGUGCUGGCGUUUACGUCCUCGCUGGAGAAGUUGCAAAAGCAAAUUCCGGACCUAGCAUUGUCGUUUCUUUCCUCAUAGCAGCCUUGGCUUCCGUGAUGGCAGGGCUUUGUUACGCGGAAUUUGGUGCUCGCGUUCCAAAGACUGGCUCUGCCUAUCUGUACACUUACGUCACUGUUGGCGAACUCUGGGCUUUUAUCACAGGCUGGAAUCUCAUUUUGUCUUAUGUCAUAGGUACAUCAAGUGUAGCAAGAGCGUGGAGUGGUACCUUUGAUGAACUCCUUGGGAAACAAAUUGGUUACUUUUUCAGGACCUACUUCAGAAUGAAUUAUUCAGGUCUAGCAGAGUACCCAGAUUUUUUUGCAGUCUGCCUUAUAUUGCUCCUAGCAGGCCUAUUAUCAUUUGGAGUCAAAGAAUCUGCAUGGGUGAAUAAAGUCUUCACUGCUGUUAACAUCUUGGUCCUCCUCUUCGUGAUGACUUCUGGUUUUGUGAAAGGCGAUCUUCAUAACUGGAAGAAAACAGAAGAAUUUCUUAUAAACUACACAGUAUACAUAGAAAACCUGUCAUCUUCUGAAAAUGUGACAAGUGCAUUUGGGGUUGGUGGCUUCAUGCCAUAUGGCUUUACAGGAACACUGGCUGGUGCUGCAACCUGCUUUUAUGCUUUUAUAGGAUUUGAUUGCAUCGCAACAACUGGGGAAGAAGUCAAGAAUCCCCAGAAAGCCAUACCUAUUGGGAUUGUAACUUCCUUGCUUGUCUGCUUCUUGGCCUACUUUGGUGUUUCAGCUGCUUUAACUCUGAUGAUGCCAUACUAUUUAAUUGAUGAGAAAAGUCCUCUCCCUGUAGCCUUUGAGUAUGUCGGAUGGGGCCCAGCGAAAUAUGUUGUAGCAGUCGGAUCUCUGUGUGCUUUAUCAACAAGUCUCCUUGGAUCCAUUUUCCCAAUGCCGCGUGUAAUCUAUGCUAUGGCGGAGGAUGGGUUGCUUUUCAAAUGUCUAGCUCGUAUCAAUCCCAAAACGAAGACUCCUGUUGUUGCUACUUUGUCAUCAGGUGCUGUAGCAGCUCUGAUGGCUUUUCUCUUUGACCUAAAAGCUUUAGUAGAUAUGAUGUCCAUUGGUACGCUUCUCGCGUAUUCGCUAGUAGCAGCGUGUGUCCUCAUUCUUAGGUACCAACCCAGUUUAAACUAUGAACAGCCAAAAUAUUCAGCGGAAAAAGAGGCUCUUGCGGGAUCAGAGAGAGAAAGUACGAAUGAAUCUCAACUGAGUAUGGUACCAGGACACAGUUUCAGCUUACAAACACUGAUUAAUCCAUCAAGUUUGCCCACGGAACAGUCUGCCACCAUGGUUAGCUUUCUUGUAUGUCUGUUGGCUUUCCUGAUUUGUGGCUUAAGCAUUUUGGCCACCAACGGGAUUCAUCUUCUUGCCAAUCUGGAGCCUUGGAGUAUUUGUCUCUUUGCAGUACUUUCAGUGCUGUUUAUCACCAUUGUACUUGUCAUCUGGAGGCAACCUCAGAGUCAACAGAAAGUAGCGUUUAUGGUUCCACUCCUGCCAUUUUUGCCAUCUUUGAGUAUCUUGGUGAAUAUUUACUUAAUGGUACAACUAAGUGGAGAGACUUGGAUCCGGUUUAGCAUCUGGAUGGCGAUUGGCUUCUUUAUUUACUUUGCUUAUGGCAUCCGACAUAGUGUGGAAGGCCGUCCUAGGGUGGAAGAUGAAGAUGACGAGGACGACAGCUGCUCCGAAAAAAGCGCAGCUCCAGAAAAGAUCUAUGUAAAAGAAGCAAACGAGAUUGAAAAUGCAAGUGAAAGUGCUCAGUUUAUUACACAUGAAAGGACAAGUGAAUGUUAAUGGUUGCUAACUACCAUGCUGUGUACAUCUUUUGAGUAGUGUAACAGAAUGUAGUUGGGGUUUUUUUUGGGGGGGGGGUGGAAUGCCAAAACACUUGCUCCCAAAAGGUUAGCAGUAACCUACUUGUGCUUUGUGAAAACAUCAAUAAUGGUCUAAACCGACUGCUAGAUAUUUCAUCCAGUGGAGAUUUACCUCAAAUUGUGGUUGCCUGAAGUAAAAACUGCCAAGGAAGUGGAGGGGAACAAACUCCCGUCGGCUGAUUUUGCCUGUUGUGCUAAAAAUGUUGGGAAUUUCCUUAGCGCACCAUCCUACAACUUGAACUGGCAUAAUGUUAUAUAAUUAGGAAUGUUUAAAGGAGGGAAGCUGAACCAUUUUAGGUUGUGUUAUUGGGGACACAUUUUCUUGUUUCUGUCUUUUAAAAAUGUGCGUAGCAGUGGUCAGUAACUAGGUAGCUAAACUGUUUAGCCUCUCAAACUUUAAAAAAGGGAAGAAAAAAAACCUAUUUAAAAAAGCCAGUUACCCAGAUGAAUACAUAGAGCAGAAACUUGGCAGCCUUUUGCAUUGCGAUGUAGUGCUUCUCUGUUUUAAAAAGUGCUAAAUUUUUGCUACCACUGUAUAUGCAAAUAAUGUAUGCCGCGAACAUCCUUUUGAAAAGCAGUGUUUGUAAUGCCUAACAUAUGGAUGGGCUCCGUAUAGAAUGUUUUGAAAUUACCUUUUACCAGUCGUGUUCCAAAUUCUCCUUCUCAUUGGUGACAAUCAAAAAGCCACACCACAUGGUUCCUAAGAUGUAAGAAACUUCAGAACAGUGGCAAACAGCAUGUGCCUAUGUAACUGGGAAUUUUUCUAGUCCAGGUGCACCUAUGGAAUUGCCCUGUGUUAGUGCUGAAUGUGUAAACCCUCUGAGGUUGUAAGUAGCUGCCCUAGGUCCAAUGACUGAUGAACUGUGUACCUUCCAAGUCUCUGGCCCACCAAGUUUAUUCAUUAAUUUCUGUAACUAAGGAAAAUGAAACUGUCAGCCAUAAAUCGGCUGCAUUCAGAUGUCACAGUAAACCAUGGCUGCUUAUGAUGCGAACAAGCUGUAGUGAACCUCAGGCUUGCAUGCUUCUCCCCUUUCAUCCUCUCCUCUGGCGUGGCUACAAGAUGGAAUUUGGAAGUUUGAACUUCUUCUUUUGAGUAACCGCAGCAGGGCAUUUUUGCCCCAAACCAACGAAUUGUCAGUAAUCUUAAUUGUGGCUUGUUUG
Messenger RNA from Podarcis muralis (Common wall lizard), 3632 nucleotides. It is a transcript of the gene SLC7A2, whose product is annotated as solute carrier family 7 member 2. Gene Ontology annotation, biological process: L-ornithine transmembrane transport; L-arginine import across plasma membrane. Gene Ontology annotation, cellular component: plasma membrane. Gene Ontology annotation, molecular function: L-arginine transmembrane transporter activity; L-ornithine transmembrane transporter activity; L-lysine transmembrane transporter activity. The record is from RefSeq and is a predicted model, not a curated record. Lineage: Eukaryota; Metazoa; Chordata; Lepidosauria; Squamata; Lacertidae.